GGAUGAAUGGAUGGUUUUGAUCAUCUUUAUCAAUUUGAUUAUAAUAUGGUAACUGGGACCCUUAUCAUCUGCUUGGAGCUAACCUCCUUCCUGGCUGCUGCUACAAACUUCUAACCCACCCCCUUCUUCUGAGUACAACUAGUAACUAACUGUGGACUCAUAAAUCUAGACUCUGACUAUUUAAAAACGUUAAUUUUAUCCCAAAGUCGCAGCAGCCGACGCAGAGUUGGUGAUGCCGGUUACUGCCAAACAUAGAGUUUCCUCUCUAUACGUCAACUGAUAAAAUGUGUCUGAGAAGCAAAGUUCUUACCGUUGGUGUACCCAUCUUUGGAAAGUUUCAAAUUUACCCUUACCACGUAACAUUUUCUUUCAUAUAAGAUUAGAGAUCCUCAAAGUAUAAGAUUUAGAGACAAUUAGUGUUAAUACAGAAGCAAAGAUGCGGGUUUUAAAUUUUAAAUCUUCCUUGUUUGAUAAAAGUAUCAAAUUUUCUAUUCUAAUUUGAUGGUUGGCGCGUCUCUUUCGGGUUGCAAAAGGGUUGUGUUCAGAGAGGUUCCAGAUAUUGUCUUGUUGAUGGCUUGCUAUCAUCUGUGAUUGAGUAGAAUUGGUAGUUCUAAGGAUGCUGCGACUGAAUUGAGUCUACUCUUUUGGGUAUUGCUCUGUCUUGUCCAUCCACCAACUGUUACUUGAGUCACAGUUUUCUGCGUUUGAGGGUUUUGUAUCAGUGAUACUUGAAGAAGAGAUAUUUUUGCUUAUGAAGGUUCACCUUUGGGUUGAAGGAAUGAAGCUCCAGAUUGAAGUUGCCCUUGCUUGCUUCAUUAUCCUACACUGGUUUCAGUACAUUUCUUGUGAUGAACUUCCUGAUGGGUCAGGCAUUAACAAAUGGACCUGUUCAUGUACUUCUGCUCAACAAGGAAAUCAGAGCUAUGCUAUUGCAUCCAACUGUUCUACAUCCUGUGAUUGCAAAGAAGCUGGUGGAGAUAGAUGGGCAUGUCUUUGUGCUGCUGAGAGAUUCUCGAAAACAGCUGGUCUCCAUGAUUCCAGUUGUUUCACAGCCUGCAACUGCACAUCUGGUUUUCCUAUUCAACCAAAACAUUCAUCAAAGCACAUUUUCGGCAAUGUCGCUGUGUACAGUCUACUAAUUUGUGUCUCACUCACAACUGUUGCAUUUCUUGCUUCAUUGGCUUGCUAUAUACACAGGAAGGGAAAAUAUACUCUCCAACUUCCACUAUUUUCAUCAGAUAAAGACAAAAGCUGCAAUACCGCUACCAACCUAAUAAGUUAUAGGUCUAAUUCCAUGCCAGAAUUCAAAGUUGAUGUGAAUUUCCCUUUGAGUCCUUUCACAGGAUGCAUACGGGAGGCUUCUUUCAGUGGAAACAAAAGAGGAACAGUACCUGGAACAAUUAUUGAGUUUACGUACUCAGAAUUGGAACAAGCAACCAACAAGUUCUCCAGUGUCAAUCUGAUAGGACUUGGGGGGAGCAGCCAUGUCUAUUGUGGCCAGCUUAAAGAUGGUACUACUGUUGCUGUUAAGCGGCUAAAAACUCAUGGGGGGCCUGAUGCAGAUUCUGUGUUAUUAACUGAGAUUGAGCUGAUAUCAAGACUUAAUCAUUGUCAUGUGGUGCCUUUGCUUGGAUACUGCUCGGAAUCUCAAGGAACACAUGCUGAGAGGCUACUAGUCUUUGAAUACAUGUCCAAUGGAAACCUUAGAGAUUGUCUGGAUGGGGUUCAAGGAAAAGGACCCUUGGACUGGGGGACUCGUGUUAGUAUUGCUUUAGGGGCUGCGAGGGGUUUGGAAUAUCUUCAUGAAGCUGCUGCUCCGAGAAUUUUGCAUAGAGAUGUCAAAUCCACCAAUAUUCUUUUGGAUGAGAAGUUUAGAGCUAAAAUAACUGAUCUUGGAAUGGCAAAACGCUUGAGGAAUGAUGACCUUCCUAGCUGUUCAAAUUCUCCUGCAAGAAUGCAAGGCACUUUUGGAUAUUUUGCACCGGAGUAUGCAGUCUUUGGAAAGGGUUGUUUUAAGUCGGAUGUUUUCAGUUUUGGAGUGGUUCUUCUUGAGUUGAUCAGUGGUCGGCAGCCCAUUCAUAAAGGAUCCAAUAAAGGAGAUGAAAGCCUUGUUAUAUGGGCUACCCCUCGUCUACAGGAUAGUGAACGAGUGAUUUUCGAAUUGCCUGACCCGCUUUUGAGAGGGAACUUUCCCAAAGAAGAGAUGCACAUAAUGGCUUAUUUAGCAAAGGAGUGCUUGCUUUUGGAUCCUGAUUCUCGACCAACCAUGAGUGAGGUUGUCCAAAUCCUUUCCACAAUUGCACCUGAGUCAUCUAGCAGGCGAAAUUUUCAUCUAAAUCUUUUUCAGAGCUUAUCCAGGCAAAGCACAAAAAGUGCAGUAGACAUGGAGAUACCUGAGGAUCAGGAUAAUGGGCCCAUUGAUGCAGAGAACCUACGAAGAAUUGCAUCUGCUAGGUGGUCUGCCUGGUGUUCAUUAUCACAGAAUUUAGACCGUACCCUAUCUGUUGAGGAUGGCAGGAAAGAGGUGGAGACAACAAUGUCGAAUGCUAGAAGUUCGCAUGCCCAAGAUGACGAAAGAGUGGACUUAACUGAGCCCCGAUUCGAAUCAUUUCAUAUGGCAAGCGUUCAAUCCCCCUGAUAAUUUAACCCUUAUUGAGGAGAAGAAAAUUGCUAAAUAUGUCCUAGUGUAUUUGGGAGCAUCCAACCAAGAGUUCUUGGAGGUUUUAUGAUGCUUUUGGCUGUAACUUGAGUCUGAAAGAAAACACUCAAACAGAGAAGUGAAUCCAUACAAGGGUUCUCAUGUUCAAACAGGCUCGCAGUGGCCAGUCCAAUGACUCUUCGAAAAGUUGUGUAUUAGUUGUAUUAUUUGUUCAUAUUUUGGCAUUUUAUCUUGUUCUUAUACACUGAUGUACAGAUAAAAUUGAAAGAAAAGAAUUGUAGAUUCAUUGGCGUCA
Molecule: messenger RNA, 2954 nt
Organism: Macadamia integrifolia
Lineage: Eukaryota; Viridiplantae; Streptophyta; Magnoliopsida; Proteales; Proteaceae
Product: receptor-like serine/threonine-protein kinase NCRK
Exons: 11
Coding region: 752-2638 (628 amino acids)
Biological process (GO): protein phosphorylation
Molecular function (GO): ATP binding; protein kinase activity
Source: RefSeq, a predicted model, not a curated record